Oncorhynchus nerka (sockeye salmon) is the source of this 5533-nucleotide messenger RNA. RefSeq names its product forkhead box protein P4-like. The record is from RefSeq and is a predicted model, not a curated record. NCBI's taxonomy places the organism in Eukaryota, Metazoa, Chordata, Actinopteri, Salmoniformes, Salmonidae. The transcript has 18 exons. Gene Ontology annotation, cellular component: nucleus. Gene Ontology annotation, molecular function: RNA polymerase II cis-regulatory region sequence-specific DNA binding; DNA-binding transcription repressor activity, RNA polymerase II-specific. Gene Ontology annotation, biological process: regulation of transcription by RNA polymerase II. The coding region runs from base 616 to 2763 and encodes 715 amino acids.
UAUUUUAGAGGCAUUACGGUAGAGAGCAAACUGUCCCCCAACAUAUCCUCAACCAACACACAACCCGAGUAAUUCAUCACUGAUUUACCAGCGAACGAGCGAGCGACAGACGGGAUGCCAAAAACUGAAUCGAGUAUCGUCAUUGGGACUUGUGGAGGGGUUAGGAUCUGAAUAACAGCGAGAUAGCAGGAUCAAAACAGAGUAAGGGGAGGCCACGAACAGCCCGAAAAGCUCCGUGCUUUCUUUCCAUCAACUUCCCGGAGGGCUGCGCAUGCAGCCUGUGUGUGAGUUAGUGAAACUAGCUAGUCUAGUAUUGUUCUGACUUCACUACAGUGCCCACUCCGAGAGAGAGAGAGGACGCACAACAAAAGGGAAAGAAAGGAAGCAAGGACGGACUAAUUAUAACGAACACGGUUGUAGUUGAACGUAAUGGUCCUGCGAUACCAAUCUUAGAUCCCAAGAUUGAUCAGUUUUAGUUCUGUUUGGUUUGCGUCUUGGUCGCCGAGAGUGGACUCGUCGGGUGGUGUUGCGCUGAGCUGAAACGGGGCUGUCCACAUGGUCCAACCACUGGUGUGAAAGUUGACUUCUUCAGAAUUCAAGAACAGGUGCCACGUGAUGAUGGUGGAAUCGGCCUCUGAGACCACUCGAACUACGCCCUCCAAUCAGAACGGAGUCAGCAGCCUCAGCAGCCAUUCGGACGGCGGGGGAGGGAGAGAAGGCGGGUCCAACGGGGACACCAAUGGGGAGAUCAGCCCAGUGGACCUACUGCACCUCCAGCAGCAGCAGGCCCUGCAGGCAGCCAGACAGUUCCUCCUCCAACAGGCCUCUGGACUCAACUCCCCCAGCAGCAACGAGGUGAAACAGAGCCCGGUGCAGGUGCCAGUGUCCAUGACUAUGUUGGCCCCCCAGAUGAUCAGUCCUCAACAGAUGCAGCAGAUCCUGUCCCCUGCUCAGCUACAGGCCCUGCUGCAACAACAACAGGCCAUCAUGCUACAGCAGCUACAGGAGUACUAUAAGAAGCAGCAGGAGCAGCUGCAUCUUCAGCUUCUGACUCAGCAGCAGCAGCAGGCUGGGAAGCAGGCGGCCAAAGAGCAGCAGAUAGGUAACAAGCAGUUGGCCUUCCAGCAGCAGCUCAUUCAGAUGCAGCAACUUCAACAGCAGCACAUCCUCAACCUGCAGAGACAAGGCCUGGUCUCCCUACAGCCCAGUAACCCCAUGCAGAGCCUGCAGCAAGCCAUGUGUCCUGGGGACCUGCAGCAGCUGUGGAAGGAGGUGUCGGGGGUGCAGUCUGCAGAGGAGGCCCUGAAGCAGCAGCAGACUGGAGAGGGUCUGGACCUCAGCACCAACUCUACCUCAACCUCCUUCCCCAAAGCAAACACACGCAGCAGCCUGCACAAUGGACAGGACAACCACACCCCAAAGAGAGACAGAUACAGAGACAGAGCAAGACUCUUUGAAUGGAUCUCCUCCUUCAGCAAGGCAGACCUCGGAGAUGAACACCUCAUGCCUUACACCAAAGGCGGACCACUAUCCAGCAGCCACCAUGAGGAGCAUGCAGGUUCCCAUCCUCUCUAUGGCCAUGGAGAGUGUAAAUGGCCUGGCUGUGAGGCUCUGUGUGAUGACAUGGGACAGUUCAUCAAGCAUCUGAACAAUGAGCAUGCUCUGGAUGACCGCAGCACGGCCCAGUGCAGGGUGCAGAUGCAGGUGGUCCAACAGCUGGAGAUACAGCUGUCCAAGGAGAGUGAACGACUGCAGGCGAUGAUGACCCACCUGCACAUGCGCCCUUCGGAGCCAAAGCCUUUCAAUCAACCUCUGAACCUGGCGUCCAGUGGCUCCCUGCUGAAGAGGGAGAGCGAUGUGUACCCCGAGGGUCUACCUCACCCCCCCACCUCCGCCGCCGCCCCUAUUACCCCGGUCCGCCAGGGCCCCUCUGUCAUCAGCUCCUCCAGCCUGCACUCACACUCACACUCACACUCACACUCACACCCGCACGGCGUGGGACCCAUACGCAGGCGCAUCGCUGACAAGUUCUGCACCCCCAUCGCCUCAGGUAUACGAGAGGAGCUGGCGCAGAACUGUGAGUUCUAUAAGAACGCUGAUGUCAGACCUCCCUUCACCUACGCCUCUCUCAUACGCCAUGCCAUUCUGGAGGCUCCAGACAUGCAGCUGACUCUUAAUGAGAUCUAUAACUGGUUUACACGAAUGUUCGCCUACUUCAGGAGAAACACAGCCACAUGGAAGAAUGCUGUGCGCCACAACCUGAGUCUGCAUAAGUGUUUUGUGAGGGUGGAGAACGUGAAGGGGGCCGUGUGGACGGUGGACGAAGUGGAAUACCAAAAGAGAAGACCACCAAAGAUGACUGGGAGUCCUACUCUGGUGAAGAAUAUGAUUUCAGGCCUGGGCUUCGGUUCCCUAAACGCCAGCUACCAGGCGGCCCUUGCAGAGAGCAGUCUGACUCUGUUGAACAGCCAGGGCCUGGUUAACCCCUCCUCUGCCGCCAGUCUCAGCAUGCUACACGGGAUGGGUCACAAUGACGUCAGCUCCACUGUGGAACAGGUCAACAGCAACGGUAGCUGCAGCCCUACACUCAGCCCACAGCAGUAUGGACACCAGGUCCAUGUGAAGGAGGAGCCCACUGAGGUUGAGGAGGACAGACGCUCCGUGUCGCUCAUGGCAACUAUCACUCAUGGCAACAUGGCAUUGCCUAGCGAUCGGGAUGAUCGAGAUUUGGAGGAUGAGCUUCCAACCGACGAGCUGGAGUAGGAUUGGAAGAGCUGAACCAGUGGGCGGGACUUUGAGGUUUAAUCCCGCCCCUUCCAUUGGAGGGAAGAGAAAUUAUGACACAUAAAAAAGAAGAUAUAGAGAGUUUAAAAAAAGUAUGAUUUCUUUUAAAGCAAGAAACUAACAACAAUGAGAAACUUCAAACAGGGUUAGACCUCCGUUAUGUAUCGAUGCAAAAAUAACACUCUGGAGCAUUGCUUUAUCCCCACACGUUUUCACCCACCUCACCACCCCCCCUCCUCCCCCACCCUAUGAGCAGAGAGACAGCUCUCAGUGGUGAUAUGGAGGUUCCCCCUUCUCCUCUGUCCUCCUCUCCCUGCUGAUUGUGACAGAUGGUCUGCCCACCCUACAGUCCUUUAGUGCUGGUAGUUUGAUGUUCACACCACUUAAAUAUACAUACAGGUGUGUGUGAGGGAGAGUGUAGACACACACACACACCAGAUCAUGUAUAUAUAUUUUGGAACAGUCACCAGGAUGUCACCAGGACUUCUCCUACGAUCCUGUCAGUCGCUUUUUAUUUUCUUCUGUUAACUGAGAGAGAAGGAAAGACAGUUGUAAUUUUCUCAAAGAUUAUCUGCUCACACAUCAGAAACCAAGCGUACAAGCCAGUCAGUGAUCCAUAGGUGAGACUGAGACUGGAUGGCAGGACUCUGCCCUAAGCCCACUCUCUACCCAUUCUCUGCCCAAGCCAGACAAGACUCUCUCUCCUCCUUAAGCCAAACACAGAAAGAAGAAAUCCCCCAUCCCCACAAAACAGAUUUCAGGAAGAGGACCCUUUGUUGCAUUACUCCUUCUUCAUGCGUGAUAGAGUGAUGGGCCCAGGCCACCGAGAGAGAGAGAAAGAGAGGUAGGAGAGAGGGAGGGAGGGAGCAUCCACACAGCGAUAUCUGAAUACAAUGGUUGAGGAUUAUGGAAUAAGAAAAAUGUUACCCAAAAAGUGGUAUCGUUUUCACAUCUUUUUUUAUUUGAUGGUUUCUUUGUUUAUUUUUUAGGGUCAAUAUUUCCAUGGUGAUAUAAUUCUGUUUCAAAGUGUAUUUUGUAGUUUUUUGUUUUUAUUGACUCUGCUGGUUCACACCAUUCUAUACUAGUAUUGUCAGGAAAGAAAGCGUUGUUCCAAAAAUACCCAUACCCAACCCACCCUACUCUGAAUACCUUUCUGUAUGUCUGGGUGUGCCCGUUUAGAUGGCAGGAGAUUGAGAAUAGCACUUAGGAUCUGGGGCCUCAGCUCCUGAGAACACUCACUCAUUAUCCCCACAAUUUGUCAUACAUUUUUAUUAUUCCUUUUCAACUCAUUCCUUUUUAUUUUAUCUUCUCGUAGUUAGUUGAGAAACAUCAGCUGUGAUACAAAGCAAUGCUUUAAAAAAUAUAUUAUUACGGUCAGAGAAUACCUCAUCCCACAAAGGUUCCAUCUGGAACUGUGUCCAAAAUGUUAAAGAAAUAAGGGGAAUUCUUUUUGCGGGACACCAAAAUGUGGCAACUCAGUUUCAGUUCAAAGUUCUAUUGUUACUAUAGUUACUGUAUAGAAGCUAUCUGCAAUUCACUGUGUGAGUUGGACUAAAAGAAUAGCACGUGAGAUUACAAAUCUUUUGUUUUCAGUGAGCAUAAAAGCAUUACCUUCUCUGCAGUGCCAUACCAAAUUUAAACACAUUAUUUUCAUGUAUUUUCUGCUUUCUUCCCAUUUUAUUUUUGUUACAGGUAACCAAAGAAAUGUGUAGAAAACCAAAAACCCUGUAGUUUAUUUUUCCCCUUUUUGAGUUUUUCCUCUAAAGAACUGGCCAAAAGACAACCAACACCUGAAAUCUAAGUUAUCAUUGUAUUAUCGUAACUCCUGCGUUGAAUUUGUUCAUGACAGUACUGACCAUUCCAAAAACCAAAGUAUAAAAUGCAAAAUAGAAUUUGGUGAUGUUUAAAGCUUUUUACAUACGUGUUAACUGGUGCGAAUGACGACUCACGUUAGGUAUGCUAUGGUAGAAGGCCAAAAACAGUAUUAACAAACAGCCUCUUGCAGUUCCUUCGAUAAAGAAAGAAAGCGCUUAGGAUUUAAAUGUGUAUCCCUCCAUGCUCAGGCUACCUGUGUUUCAAACACAACCCUAAGAGAGGCUCCGCUGUGGGCAGGCCUAAGAUGGGCUUUACAGUUAAAGAUGGCAAAUCAUUAUCUUACCCUCAUAAGGCACUUGAACACAACAUUUAUAUCCCUUUAUGUGACACUAGAAGCCAGCAAAAAACUAACUGUGGGCUGUUGUCAGUUGUCCAUUAACCGGGAUACCGGGCCCAAAAAAUACAUUGUUAUUGCACUGCAAUAAUGCAUGUUUGGAUUCAUUUCCUCAACCAAAACAAUGCUUUCAUUGUGAAACUCAACACUAUAAAUUCAAACAACCCUUCGUGCUAUGCAGCAGAAUGUUAUCUUCUUGACCCGGGUACCAGUUAGACUGAAUAACGAACGGUUUAGCGGGGAACGGUUUAGCGGUGAACGGUUUAGCGGUGAAAGGUUUAGCGGGGAACGGUUUAGCGGGGAACGGUUUAGCGGUGAGCGGUUUAGCGUUGAAAGGUUUAGCGGUGAGCGGUUUAGCGGGGAACGGUUUAGCGUUGAAAGGUUUAGCGGUGAGCGGUUUAGCGGGGAACGGUUUAGCGGUGAACGGUUUAGCGGGGAAAGGUUUAGCGGGGAACGGUUUAGCGGUGAACGGUUUAGCGGUGAACGGUUUAGCGGUGAACGGUUUAGCGGGGAACGGUUUAGCGGUGAACGGUUUAGCGG